Molecule: messenger RNA, 1704 nt
Organism: Zeugodacus cucurbitae (melon fly)
Lineage: Eukaryota; Metazoa; Arthropoda; Insecta; Diptera; Tephritidae
Exons: 2
Coding region: 50-1444 (464 amino acids)
Biological process (GO): GPI anchor biosynthetic process; protein localization to plasma membrane
Cellular component (GO): endoplasmic reticulum; membrane
Molecular function (GO): glucosaminyl-phosphatidylinositol O-acyltransferase activity
Source: RefSeq, a predicted model, not a curated record
CUACAUCGACGAAGUCAGUAUCGAAGCACCAUUGACUGAAGCAGUAACAAUGAAUAUUACAAGUUUUCUUGAGGAGUGGUUAGGUCCCGGAUUCGUAGCAAACGCUUACAUAAACUUGGACACAUUAUACAAUGCAGUUCGUGUUUACUAUGUAAUAAUACCAAUGAUAUUUCUGACGGCGUUGGCGCAAUUAAUUAGCCAACUGCUUGUUGACCACGUCGGUGUCUCUAAAUAUGUACGAUAUAUGACUGAGUUUGUAGUGAUCGUGAUACCAAUUCUCUUCCUUACGUUGAAGUUCCAUGAACAAGCCGGCUAUGUGACAAUAGUUUGCAGUGUGAUUUUAUUGGUUUUACUAUUGAAAACGCUAAUAAUGAAACCACGGAGACGAGUGUAUGUCACCGGUAGUCGUCGACCGCACGCAUAUGCGCUGAAUCGCGCAAUAGUCUAUGUAAUUGCAACAUUGGGCUUGGCUGCACCGCGCUUCUUAGAUCUACCGACAUAUUUCAAAGAAACAUAUAGCUAUGGUGUUGGGUUUUUGGAUGUAGACGUUGGAUUGUAUAUUUUUGCGAUAGCUACCAUUAAGCGAACUGGCGUAGGAAAAUCUCCGAUGACCUCUGCUCCACGCUUUUUUCUACCGAUGUUGUUGCUCUCUUUUGUGCGUAUGGUAAUCAUACUGAUAAAUAAAGACAACGAUGAUAAUCCAAUAAGUUUGCAUGAGAAUUACUACUUUCUAUUUUCUUUAGUAGUAAUGUUUGGCUCCAUUAUUUGUGAACAUGUAAAGAGUCCAAAAAUGCGCAUACGCACCGGUUUAAUUAUAUUGCUUUGUCAUGAAAUCAUUUUGCAAACAGUCAGCGGUGAAUACUUAUUGUCUACGACAGCUUGGCGAUUUUAUUUCCUUACCGCGCUGAAGGAGGUAUACUUAUCGAUUCCUGGAUUUAUGGGACUUUAUUUGAUGUCGGUUGGCGUUGGUGACAAAAUACGAACACGAAUAAAACAUUUAACAGGCAGGAUGUUUAUAAAAAGACUGGUAGCGAUAUUGGAGCCAUGUGCUUCCUUCUGGGCAAUGACACUUAUUUGCAUAUUUACAACCUCCAUUUCGCGUAUUUCCUGCAAUACUGGCUAUGUGGCAUGGAUUAUGGCCGUUGGCUGCACCAUGACCUUAAUGCACAUGUUGGUUUUCAGUUUUAUUUUCAACGCGAUCAGGUAUAACGAGGACAAUUUCAGUGAGGAAGAAAUAAAUGUAGUUCCCGAGUUUGUAACGAUUAUAAAUAAGAAUGGUGUAUUGUGUUAUAUACUCGGUUAUUUGUUAGCAAUUAGUAUAAACAACUUCAUGGCGCCGAAAAAUCGUAGUGAGAACGAAGCCUUUUGUAUUUUAACCGUAUUUAUGUUUAUUAUGGCGCAAUUCUCAUAUCUUAUAAAUAAUGUGACUAUUUUCGAUUUGUAAAUUAUUUAAUAUAUAAUUUAGGCACAUAUUGUUUUUGAAUGAUAGCAAAGUUUUUAGGAGUAACCAUUUUGUCCCACUUUGUCGAAAUGUAUCCUUUCUUUGGCAUGCGAAAAGAUAUUAUUUUGACUGUGGGCUUUGCUGAUUUUCAAAUUCUAAUAUUUGUUAUUUCUAAAAGCGCGUUGGUUAUUUUUCAACAUAUUUCAAAUUAAUGUUAAAGAUUUUGCUAGCCCAAUGGACUAAUAAAAUUUUUAACUUAAUGA